GACUUCUCCUUUAACUUCCCGAUCAAUUCUUGUGACCUUUAAUCAAUCUUCACUUUGAUCUUCAUUUACAACAGCUGAAACAUUACAAUCAACAUGGAAUCUCUCAGAAACGCAGCAACUGCAGCCGCUAGCUACGUCGGCUUGGGCGGCACUCCCGAGGAGAACAGAGAAGGCGAAACUAGCCAUAUCGCUGGUGGAGAAGCUCCCCAGAAUGUAGCUACUGGCACCUCUCAGUCUGGCAUCGAGCCUGUCUCAGGCAAGCUUGGUCGUGGUGAGGCCGGUGAACCUUACGAUGCUGGCAAUUUGGACGGUGCUGCUGGACUUGGCGGCAGCUCUGCUCAGAACCCCUCCGGUUACACCUCCCAAUCGACUGGACACAACACCCACAGCACAGGCACAGGCCUCGGCAGCGGCCUGACUGGCAACAGUGGCAACAGUGGUCUCACAGGCAACAGCGGACUUACUGGUUCUGGCCUCGGCUCGAGCACAACCUCUAGAAACGAACCUGUCAAAGAGAAGAUCCGUGAGACUUUUGGCGUUGGUGGUGGUAACAAGCACGGCACCGGCUUGGGUGGUCGCGAGGAAGGACCUGGAUAUGGCACAGGUUCGAAGCGUGACAAGGACAGCUCAUUGGGCUCCGUCAUUGGACACGGCUCCAACCCCGACAAGUACCUUUACGACUCGAAGACAGCCCCUGGACUUGGUGGACACCGCAUUGGCGACGACUUCACCAGCUCAAACACCAGACAUGCGGGCGCAGACUUCCUUCCUGCCAGCCUCGGCUCUGACGCUGCUGCGGGAAGAGCCAAGCAUUCUUCCGGAUCUCACUCAUCGUCCGGCGGCUUGACCUCAGGCCGUUCCGAGAACGACAGAUAUGCUUCUGGAACCAGCACUUCAUCUGGAACUGGUGAGAGUCUGACCCAGAAGGCUAAGGACUACCUCCCCGGCACUAGCACCCACUCGAGCUCCAACCAAGACUCAGCUCUUGCUGGUGCUAGAUCCGUAAUCUCUGGCUCUGGACGUAACGAGCCUGGCUACGACAGCUCUAACUACGGAUCUAGCAACACCUCAUCUCUUCCCGUCCGCACUCACGACUCUACCCUGACUGGUGACAGAGGCCUUUCUAGCAGUGGCGUCGGAGCAACUGGCUCGGGCCUCACAGGUACCGGCUCAUCAGGUCUCUCUGGCACAGGAUCGUCAGGCCUUACCGGUGGCCUUACUGGUUCCAGCACGACUAGUACCGGAUCAGGUCUCACUGGCUCGCACACCCACAGCCACGGUCUUGGUGAUGCUGCCUGUGAAGCAGAGCAAGAGGGAUACAAGCCCCACGGUGGUCACCCAAUUGGUGAAGCCGCACACACCACAGGACAGCAGACUUGGUUGGACUACCGCAACGACCCAACCCUGCCUGUCGCUCGUGCCAACCCAGCCGACUUGUAAGGUGCUUUGCACCAACUUUGCCUAGCAUAACGGCAUAACGAAGAAGGGCUGGUUGGUGGGUGAUGUACAUGCUACUGCUGUUUAUGAUUAUGAAAAGCAAGAUCGCUCAGCUCAUCGGUCUAUAUAUGAUAACGAGUAUUUCCCUGUGCU
Messenger RNA from Aureobasidium pullulans EXF-150, 1590 nucleotides. RefSeq lists its product as uncharacterized. The coding region runs from base 94 to 1440 and encodes 448 amino acids. The transcript is spliced from 4 exons. Lineage: Eukaryota; Fungi; Ascomycota; Dothideomycetes; Dothideales; Saccotheciaceae. The record is from RefSeq and is a predicted model, not a curated record.